Messenger RNA from Saccoglossus kowalevskii, 2273 nucleotides. Its product is annotated as prolyl endopeptidase-like. Gene Ontology annotation, biological process: proteolysis. The record is from RefSeq and is a predicted model, not a curated record. Gene Ontology annotation, molecular function: oligopeptidase activity; serine-type endopeptidase activity. Gene Ontology annotation, cellular component: cytosol. NCBI's taxonomy places the organism in Eukaryota, Metazoa, Hemichordata, Enteropneusta, Harrimaniidae.
AUUUUUUGCCGUGUCGCAUUGUUUCAUUAGUGAAACUGUGUUUGGCUGAUACAAAUGGCUUACAACUAUCCAAAAGCUCGCCGAGACGAGAGUAAGAUUGAAGACUAUCAUGGAACUAAGAUUGCAGAGCCAUACGAGUGGCUGGAAGACCCUGAUUCGGAAGAAACCAAAGCUUUCGUAGAGGCACAGAAUGCAGUAACAAUGCCCUAUCUGGAAAAAUGUAAAAUUAGGCAGAAAUUUCAUGAUAGGCUCAAAGCAAUGUGGGAUUUUCCCAAGUAUGGGUGUCCAUUCAAAAGAGGACCAAGAUAUUUUUAUUUUUACAAUACUGGAUUGCAGAACCAAAGUGUUUUAUAUGUACAAGAUUCAAUAGAAGCUGAGGCUAAGGUCUUUCUGGAUCCAAAUAAGUUCUCCGAUGAUGGCACUGUGGCUUUGCGAGGGUAUUCCUUCACAGAAGACGGGGAAUACCUGGCAUAUGGACUGAGUGAUAGUGGUUCUGAUUGGGUCACUGUCAAGUUUAUGAAGGUUGCUGGAUCCGAAGAGCUGCCGGAUAUUCUGAAAAGAGUUAAAUUUAGUUGUAUGUCUUGGACGCAUGAUGGCAAAGGACUCUUCUACAAUAGAUACCUUGAACAGGAAGGUAAGACCGAUGGCACUGAGACUACAGCCAACUUAGAUCAGAAACUCUGCUAUCAUAUACUGGGAACUGAACAGUCUAGUGAUGUACUGUGUGCAGAGUUCCCGGAUGAACCAAAAUGGAUGAGUGGUGCAGAACUCACCGACGAUGGCAGAUAUAUACUGUUGUCAAUUUCUGAGGGAUGUGACCCAGUCAAUAGGUUAUACUAUUGUGAUAUGAAGACAUUAACAGAUGGUAUCAAAGGAUUGAUUCCAUGGGUAAAACUAGUUGACAACUUUGAUGCGGAGUACGAGUACAUUGCGAAUGAAGGCACGCUUUUUACAUUCAAGACAAACUUAAAUUCUCCUCGGUAUAAACUUAUUAACAUCGAUAUCAGUAAACCAGAAAUGGAGAAUUGGAAGGAUUUAAUUUCUCAAGCUGAUACAGAUGUCUUGGAAUGGGCGUCAUGUGUUAAUAAUGAUAAAUUAAUGCUUUGUUAUCUUCAUGAUGUAAAGAGUCAACUGUAUCUACAUGAGUUGAACACUGGCAAUAGACUGACUACAUUCCCACUAGAUGUUGGUACAAUUACAGGAUACUCAGGAAAAAAGAAAGACCAUGAAAUAUUUUACCAGUUUACCUCAUUUCUGACGCCUGGUAUCAUCUAUCGCUGUGAUCUAUCAGCUGAUAAAUUAGAACCCUCAGUUUUCAGACAGAUUGAUGUGAAGGGAUUUGACCAGUCUCAAUUCCAAACUGUCCAAGUUUUUUUUAGCAGCAAGGAUGGCACAAAAAUUCCAAUGUUCAUUGUGCACCGGAAGGGAAUUGAACUUGAUGGUUCGCAUCCAGUCUUACUUUACGGCUACGGUGGUUUCAAUAUCUCCAUUACUCCCGGCUUCAGUGUGUCGCGUAUUGUGUUCAUACAGCAUCUUGGUGGUAUCUUAGCAAUUCCUAACAUCCGAGGAGGAGGUGAAUAUGGUGAGACGUGGCAUAAAGGAGGAAUGCUUGCUAAUAAACAGAACUGUUUUGAUGAUUUCCAGUUUGCAGCCCAAUGGUUGAUUGAAAACAAAUACACCUCAGCAAAUAAAAUAACACUAAAUGGAGGCUCCAAUGGAGGCUUACUGGUAGCGGCAUGUGCUAAUCAAAGACCUGAUUUAUUUGGCUGCAUCAUCAACCAAGUUGGUGUCAUGGACAUGCUGAAGUUCCAUAAGUUUACAAUAGGUCAUGCAUGGAUCACUGACUUUGGUUGCUCUGAGAAGAAAGAUAACUUUGAAUAUUUAAUAAAGUACUCUCCUCUUCACAACAUCAAAUCACCAGAUGGUGAUACCCAGUACCCAUCCAUGCUACUACUAACAGCCGAUCACGAUGACAGAGUAGUCCCCUUACAUUCAUUGAAGUAUAUUGCUGAACUACAACACACAAUGGGAUCAGAAUCCAAACAAACCAAUCCUCUGAUGAUCCGACUUGAUACCAAAGCUGGUCAUGGUGCCGGUAAACCCACAGCUAAAGUUAUUGAAGAAUACUCUGACGUGUAUGGUUUUAUAGCUGAGAACCUUAAGGUGGAAUGGAGGGAAGUAGAAUCCAGUGCACCCAAACUGUGAAAAUAAUGUACCUCUUGUUAUUAGUCCGAUGUGUGUGGCUUUUUACUUUGUCAGUUUCAUAUCAAAUG